Messenger RNA from Rubroshorea leprosula, 656 nucleotides. The record is from the annotation of a GenBank genome assembly. Lineage: Eukaryota; Viridiplantae; Streptophyta; Magnoliopsida; Malvales; Dipterocarpaceae.
UGGAGUUGGAGAUGCUUUUCGCGAAGAGAAUCACCAAUGCCAAGAACGUCCAAUGCUUUCCAGGCAUUGUCAAAUGUUCUCAAGACCAUAUAUGCUUUCACAUCCGAAUUCAGAAGUGUGUUUGAGGGUCAUCACCUGUGGAGUCCAGGGCUGUGGCAAGGCCAGCAAUUCCUACUCCCACGAUCACAAUGUCUUCCACAGUUUCCAUUGUAUUGGGAUUGGAUGUUGCCUGCAAACUUGAUGCUAUAGGACCAGAUCCAGUACCUGCAGGAUCAGAAACAAGUAGGAAAAGGGCAAUGGCUGCUUGAUGUCAAUGAGUAACUGAGGAUAAUAUAUCAGGUUAUACUGCUUUUCAAAUGCCAAAAUGCAUUUGGUUGAAGUUUCUGACUUGCUUUCAACGCAUACACAAACCAAAGAAGAAUGCCAAACAGCAUAUUAAUAAUGUCCAAGGGCUUUGGUUUAAAAUGUUUUACAAAGCAAAAACAUAGUUUGAAUUCAAAAGGGUUCAUCUUUGGGGCUGAGAAUCACCACCACCAUCACCACCACCACACUAUUCAAUCGAGAUCUUACAGAAACUAGCUUCUAUCAUCUUACCCAGCAGAGUGGCUUCUGCAUUCAAAAUCGUAGAAACUGCUAAAUCAAAGGUCUUCACCCUA